Pelobates cultripes (western spadefoot toad) is the source of this 16665-nucleotide messenger RNA. NCBI's taxonomy places the organism in Eukaryota, Metazoa, Chordata, Amphibia, Anura, Pelobatidae. The record is from the annotation of a GenBank genome assembly.
AUGUCCGUGUACCACGACGAGGUGGAGAUCGAGGACUUCGAGUAUGACGAAGACACGGAGACAUAUUACUACCCGUGUCCGUGCGGGGACAGGUUCGCCAUCACCAAGGUAACAACAACCUGGACUAUCCAUUACAGGACUCUACCCAUUACAAUACACAGCGAGCUGGGCUCCCUGUACCAUCCAUUCACACAGACACAGCUGAUUGGCCAAGCUGCCCACGGCAGCUGGAGAGCUAUAGUAUGGCACCAUGUAACAUACACCCUGUGCUGUGAACCUCACCCUGGCAGCAUUUAGGUGAAUGGCAUGAUCUGGGUAGGGCUUUUAAUAAGUCCUAAAAAACUACUGUUUGAAUAGCAUGUCUGGUGUGACACGAUUUUAUAUAAAACUGCACAUUUGUUUUUAUUAAUGGACAAAUAAUUUGCACAAUAAUUUAGACAUAAGUGUCAGUGACAGUUUGACAGAUCUCCCCUCAAUGUUUUUGUGUUCAGUGAUAGAAAAGUGCAAGUUUCAUUAUAAUGAUGACAGGAUGAAGGAACACAGUUUGCGUACAUACCAAAACAAUAGUGUCCCUGGCACAAAUAAUUGUGCAAAGUAGAAAAACGUAAGUCACCUUGAGUGCCACUGCAUCAAAACUGGCAGUUCAGGUUAUUGACGGUUUUCUACUUUGCACAAUUAUUUGUGCCAGAGACAGUUUUGUUUUGGUAUUUGCACUUUAUUUGUGGACAGCAUUUCUGUCUACCAGUCAGCACCUCAUUAUUAAUAUAUGUAUUUUUUUUUGAAUUGCGCUUUUGUCAGAUAUUUUGGUUAUACAUAUUGUGUACAUUAGAUUAAUUUUGCAACCCAUUAUUCUGUUUUAAAGGACCAUUAUAUAGUCAGGAAACCUGUAUUUCUGACACUGUAGUGUUUAACUAUUUAGCUUACCGGCUCCCUGCGAUCACAUGGGAAAGCUGUUUUUACUCACUCCCCCCCACCCCCCCAUCUGCACUGGUCUUGCCACAGCUGGCUCUGCCUUUAUGGCUAAAAUCAUCAGUCUUGAUGAUCUUAGCCAAUCCAAUGCAUUCCCAUUGGGGAGGCUAUUGCGCAUGUGGUACAAAACACCACUCUGUGCCAGUCAGCAUCUCCUCAUAGAAAUGCAUUGAAUCAGUACAUCUCUGUGGAUCAUUUUAUAGUGCCUCAUGCACUAUAGAGCGUGGUGAUGCUGGACGCUACUGCACUGAGAUAGGAAGCACAUCUAGUGCCUGUCUGAGUGACUGCUGCUAGAGAUGUUGCUAGGCAGUAAUGUAAACACUGCUUUUUCUCUGAAAAGGCAGUGUUUACAGAAAAAUGCAUGCAAGGACAGGAUAUAGAUGCCAGAACCACUACCGCAGUAGCUGUUCUGGUAACUAUAAUGUCACUUUAACAGUUACUCUUUAACAGUGUUAUACGUUAUAACAAAAUGAAUUCAGAAAAGCACCUUCACUAGAUUAUUCAAAUGGUUUGAGAGGUCCUUCUAUUACACCUAAGUGUAGCGCUGCUACACUGAUUUAAUGAAUAUGAUUUGCAUGUUUCAAGCUUUUUGGAACCUAUCGAUCUUAGGGACUCAGUUUGGGAUCACAAAACAGGGUAAUAAUUACUACAUUAAAGAACACUCCACAUAUAAAGCUCUUCAGCUUGCUUCUCAUGGUGUUCUGUGUGUCUAGAGAUUGUCAUAUUUGUGACCAAAGGUCUGCAGCUGUUGCAGGCCUUUUUUUGUUUGUUUCAUAUUCCCCAAAGAAAACAUGCAGAAUAAAAUACAUGUACAGUUUCAUUAGGGAUACAUAAACUAAAUGUGUUAAGUAAUACCUUUUCAGUGGACUGCUCCUUUAAAAAUAUCUAUACAACAUAUCCCAGUAACACAGAAAUGAUCAGUAGUGAGCCUGAAUGUGUGAAUUACAGAGUGGAGUAGAAGUACCCAUGUGUGAGUGGGAGUAAAAAAAAGUACUGCAAUGUAUUUUGACUGGAACUUACUUAGUUCAUGCUGUUUAUGCUUAUUUGCUUUUAUAUUUAAAGUAAUACCUUUUUGUAAGUGAUAAUACUCCUCAUUGUUUGUGGUGCAGGAUUCCCCCAUACUGUGGUCAUUUGGGAAAAUUGUUUGAUUUCAAUUUUACCAUCUCUGUUUUGUUUAUCAUAUUAUUCCUAAAAUAAUAUCAUUUCUUUUUAGGAAGAUCUGGAAAACGGAGAGGAAGUUGCCACUUGUCCCAGCUGUUCAUUGAUUGUAAGAGUUAUCUAUGACAAAGUGAGUAGCGAAUGUGUGAAAAUAUUUUAGUAAUUCAUAUGGAUUGAUUCAUUUUAAAACUUGGAUCUCCCCAACACCCCCGCACAUUUUUUAAUUAAUUAAACAAAAUGUAUUACAUGUUCUGUCAAUUAACUUGUUAACUUGUUAUAGCACUUAGUAAGCUUUUUGAUGCACAUUAAUAGGUUUUCUUGAGUCUUUUGCUUAAAGGAACACUAACAUUAGAAAUACAAGCAAGCGUUUCUAACAUAAAAGGGUUUCCCUGGCUUUUUUCGAUUUUUGGGUUCUUAAAAAUGUUUUAAUAAAAAAAGCUUUACUAAUAGUGAUGUCCCGAACUGUUCGCCGAACGGUUCGCCGCGGACUCCAGUCAGCUGACACAUUCCAGCCAAUCAGCAGCAGACCCUCCCACCUCCUGGACAGCAUCCAUUUUGAAGCUGCAUUCUUAGUGAGCUGUCCAGGAGGUGGGAGGGUCUGCUGCUGAUUGGCUGGAAUGUGUCAGCUGACUGGAGUCCGUGGUGAACAGGUCGCGAACCGUUCGGCGAACAGUUCGGGACAUCACUAUUUACUAACCUUUCUAUGCUUGCUGUGCCAGUCUGCAUCUGGCUGCUACUACACACAGGCUAAGAUCAUCAUUACUCAUGAUAUCAGCACAUCCAAUGCUUCCCCGUAUGGGGCUAUUGCGCAUGCAUAACAAUUGCUGCGCCAUGCUUAUUAGCAUCUCCUCAUAAAGAUACAUUAAUUCAAUGCAUCUCUAUGCAGCGCGGUUGGCAUCAUUCAGAGCAUAGCAAUGCAGAAAAUCUGUUCUGGAAAGAUUGCAGUACUGCUUCCUAGAGGCGUUAGUAGGAAGCAAUGUAUAUACUGCUAUUUCUCAGGAGAAAAAAAGCACCCCCGGCUGACAUCACAGGAGCUGAAUGCGCAUGUGCGGCAAGUGCUGCGCGCGCAUUCAAAGUGUCCAUAGGAAAGCAUUUCUCAAUGCUUUCCUGUGGACGCUCUGUGCGAUGGAGGCAUAAUAUGCCUCUAGUGAAAAUCUACUCAUAAACAGAACUAUACAUAGGAUACAAGCUCACGCAUUUAGACUGGAAGACUGGAGAUUUAGUCUAAGACAAAGGAAAAGUGUUUUUUACAGUAAGAACGAGAAGCAGCAAAUAAUCUGUUUUAAGAUGUGAUUUUUAUCAGUCUAUACAGAUGUUUUAACAGCAACUGGAUGAAUAUUUGCAAAAACCUAAAAUUCAGUGAUAUAAUUUUGUAAUAUGUGGAAAUAAAAAUGUUUUUAAUAUAGGUCCAUGGAAAGAUCUGACUCCCUUUCUGGGGUUGAGAAUUAAUUAUUUUCCUAGAUUGUUGUAAAGUUGGCAAGUGCUUGUUUUUUUUGCCUUUUGGAUCAACAGCAGUUGUGAAAAAGGCUGAACUUGCUGGACGCAUGUCCUUUUUCAGCUUAUGAAGCUAUGUAACUAUAUGUAAAAUACAAAGCCUACUCUUCUUUAAAAUGCACUCUUUUUUUCUGUGUAGCAAAAAUAUAUUAGUUUGCAAUUGUUAAAGGAAUACUGUACUCACUGUAUCAACUUCAUCGAAUUGAAGCUGGUAUAGUGUCUAUGUCAGAUCCCAUCUUGUAAGUACCCUUAAAAUGUUUUAGUUUAAUGAUUUGAAGGCUUGGAAGCAGACUUCAAGCCACGUUUACUUUAACUGAAGUGAACAGUACUUCAGAUUAUCAUUCAGUUGCAAAAAAAUUAAGUUAACGAUCAUUUGUAAAUUUGCAUUCUAACGAAUGCUUUCAGUUCAGCAUUUUAUCAAUAUUGGUGCUCUGUGAAUCUUCUGAAUUAUGUACUUUUGUUUAGGGUUCGGAUGUAAAAACACUGACUUUAAUCUGGGCCCCGGAUUUGGGCGAUUGCUGCAGAUUCACUUGGGCUAAAUAUGAGAAUUGCCAUUGCAUUUGGAAUUCAGUCAUUUUCAGUGUUUAAUGAAUAACCCUGUUCGGUAUAAAUCUCAAACCCUUGUGUUAAACCUUUUAUUUGUUUGCUUAUAGGAGGAAUUUAUGCAAGGAGAAAUAGUAGCUGAACCGUUGCCAAAGAAAGCAGAAUUGGUGAAGUGCUAAAUAUCUUCGUUAUUGAUCUUUUAGUGACCCUGAGCAGAUCUCCAAGUUUGGACACUCACCGUUUGCCUUUAUCUCUGGGAAAACUGUAUGGAUCAAUACACUUCAACUGACUUGUAACUGGAUUAAGCUGUUUUAUUAAUGCUGGAAACACCUGAAUAAACAAUGACACUCCUAUAAUUGUGUCCUGAAAAGACACAAUUGGGCCAUGGAUUGGACAGGAACUGCCAAAUUAUUACAGAUGUGGCAUAUAAACCUCACAUAAUAUGAGAGGUGUUGCAUUCAAACACAAAUUGUCACCAUAUUAUUAUAGUUGGUAUUUUCAUGUUCUGUACUGCUCUCUUCUCAGCAUGUUAACAGGAGUGGAUAUUUAAAUUUUUAUUUUUUUUCUUGCAAGCAAAUGCUUUUUGUUGUAUAUCGAAGCUGAAACACAAAAGCUAUUCUUUGGGAUUUUGUUUUCUGUUAUACAGAUUUUAAACAUUUACCCUGUUUAUAUUUCCCUCUAAACUGAUGCAAUUUCAUUUUUUUUUUUAAUCUAGAAAGAUGUUUUAUAGUAAAUACUGUUGUUGAACAAACCCCUUUCACAUCUCAUUUGAUACAGAUGGAGCUGUACUUUGAUGUAUGUCACUGCAAGUUUGUUUUGAGGUUUAUGUCAUAGACAGACUGUACACAGUGCUGUCUAUAGGUUAAUCACAAGUUUGUUUAACCACAUUCAAGCAAUAGAUCUGCUAAUAUUUUUUUAACAUUUAAUCAGGCUUUAUUCUAACACACUUUAAUUGCCAUGCUUAGUGGCAACCACCACUCAAGCCUCACUUUUUAUUCUUUCCCCUUCCCCCUAUAAUAUUAAGUGGGUUGUUUCUUGUAGGCCCUGGUAAACAUCAUGUUUUAUACUUUGUUUAAACUACAAUUCCCAUGAUGUCUGUGAAAGUAACCAUUGACUUGUCCAAUGUAGCUUAAAGUCAAUUGAACAGCUUGAGGUUGGCUACUCAUGGUCUGCUUAUUUUGUAAGAAGCAAAAUAGAUAGUUUGUCAUGUAUGUAUGUUUACUAUGGGCUUAGAAAUAGAUUGUAAGAUUUUAAAAGAGUGCAUAGGAUGUUUUCUCUUGUCCUGGAGUCUACUUCUGUUUAAACAUGUUUACAAAUCCAAGAAAAGGAUCAGAAAAAUGAAUUUUCAAGAAAAUCUUGAGUUCUCCCGAAUGGUGCCAUUCUAAAAAGAUCAUGUUGCAGCACCCUACUUAAUUAGUAAUGUUCACUCAAUGUGUAGUUGUUUGAAAGCCAAGCAAUCCAUAUCUGCUAGAGAAAGGUUAACAGACUGGGCUAAUUAAUUCCAAUUGCAGACAUCAAGUGUGCAAAACUGUCAAAAAAUAUUUAUUGAUCUAUAUUUUUACAUGUAUUUAUAUUGAAAACCAAUAAAUAAGAUCAGAUUUUAUGAACUCAUUUUGCUGUGCCCUUUUUUUUAUUUUUUUAUUUAGUUUUUCUCCUUUAACUUUAAUAGACUGAUUUGUGAACAUGUACCUUUUUUUUUUUUUUUUUGAGAGAGAGUGUGUGUGUGUGUCCUUGACAAAAAAUAGCCGACUGGGGUGAAUUAAUCAUCUGUUCAUGAAAGUUGUAAUACCUGUUGUAUCAAUACUUGCAUUCAUAUUUGGCAACAUGCUGCCAUUUCUCAAAGGUUUGUAAUUGUAAAGAAUGUAGGUUUAAAAAAAAAAGCUCUAGGUAUGUAAUUAUCUGCCUGCUAAUUCUUGCUGGUACAUUUAUUACACUUAAAGGGACAUGCAUCACUUUGAUACAACUGUAGCGGUAGCUUUGAAUGACACAGUUGCAUCACUCUGCAGGCUAAAUAAAAGCUAGUAAAUAUGCUGCUUCCUUUUUUUUUUUUAUUUUUUUUUUUAAAUCUUUUAUUUGUUUACCUGCUUCUUUUUUUUAUGAAUACUGAAAGUGUAUUGGGCAUGCCUGACAGAUUUACACGUGCAACUGGAAGAUUUAUUCAUCUUGAAACAUCCUGACUGAAAGAAGAGAGGGAGUCUGAUCAGUAUGAUAAUGCUCUGGUAUCUGGUUUCUCUUUCUGGCUGCCACACAAUGAUUACCUGUUUCUGUCAUUAGUGGAAUGGUCUGAAACUGUGAUGGUAAAAGGGACACUAGGCACCCAGACCACUUCAGCUCAUUGAACUGGUCUGGGUUUGAUGACCCUGCCCCCUUAAAGAGACACUAUAGUCACCAGAACAACUGCAGCUUAUUGUAGUUGUUCUGGUGAGUAUAGUCAGUCCCUGCAGGCUUUUUAAUGUAAAUAUUGCCAUUCCAUAGAAAAAGCAGUAUUUACAUUACAGUCUAGCAACAUAUCUAGUGACCACUCUUCAGACAGCCACUAGAGGUGCUUCCUUGGUCAGCACUGACGUUUAACGUCUCUGCAUUGAGUCAAUGCGUCUCUAUAAGGAGAUGCUGAUUUGCCAGGGCAGCAUUUUCCCCCUCUCCCUGCAAUAAUUACAUUGCAGGGUUAAGGCUGCCUCUAGUGACUGUCAAUCAGACAUCCAAUAGAGGCAUUUCCUGCAUACUAGGUGACUUGGUUGCCUAACUGACGCUGGAUGUCCUUAUGCUCUGCAGGGCGAUUGCUGCUAGAAUCAGAUAAGUACAGUAACCCUUACAUUGCUGGGGAGAGUAGGGGAGAGAGCGGAGUAUAGUGUUAGGAAUACAGAUUUUUAUUCCUAGCCCUAUAGUAUCCCUUUUUAGUUAGGGAGCAGUGAUAACUUAAACACCCCUCGAUUCUAUUUCAGAAAAAAGACUUCUGUGUUGCAAGGGUGGCGACUCUAUACAGGUUGACUUUAAAGGGACACUCCAGGCACCCAGAACACUUCUGGCCAUUGGAGUGGUCUGUGUGCCAACUCCCAUCACCCUUAACCCUGCAAGUGUAAUUAUUGCGGUUUUUAUAAACUGCAAUAAUUACCUUGCAGGGUUAAGUCCUCCUCUAGUGGCUGUCUAACCAGUCCAGGAUUUAGGGAUUACCUGGGUGUGUGUAAGGUGUUUUUUUUUUGUUUUGUUUUUUUUCUUCCUUUUUCUAAACACCUUAGACACACCCAGGUAAUCUCGAAAUCUUGGACUGAUAGGAUGUCAUUGAGGACUGGGUUGAGAACCCAUGCACUAGAAGGAAUAUUGUUUUAUCAUUGUUCAGCAUUAAAAAACUUUUGGUUGAAGGUACAGGCACUCAUUGAGCGUACUAUGACAUUGUUGCUCCCCCAUAGCCCAGAGAUUUAUUUGCUUCACAUGUUGCCUACAACCUUUCCGAAACAUGCUGUUACAUUAGCUGUGCACAUCUCAUUGGUAUCAAAGUCAUGCAUAGCGUGACUAUCUCCUAAUAGUCCUGAUAUUAGGUUAGUUACAGAGAAAAUAAACCAUACCAAAGCAUGGGGACAAUUGCAAGAAGAAUUACUGGUGGGGCGCUGCAGGGAUAUAAAAUAGGAGAGGAGAGGCGGACGAUCUCCCGAUCUGGAGGUGUCUAGACAUUGCUACCUGCGAACAUACGCUCUGUUACCUCCCCCUUGGACCGGUGGGGUUGAUCCCGAUCCACUCCUGGCGGGGCCACCCGAACUUGGCGAGAAGGAGUGGUGAAGCCUCCAGCAGUUCACACAGGACAAUCACUAAUGCCAUGGAUCCUGUAUCGCACGCAAGCGCCAGGUUUGAAAAACCUGCAACACCUCCUCAUGACACCGGACACUGAAGGGCAUAAGCUGAGUGGAGCUGGGACUCAUGGCUCUCUAAUUUGUUUUCCUCCUCAUGUUUUUAGUCAUAGGGAGACAUAAAUUUUGCUUUGUUAGCCAUUGUGGUAUCGAAUAUAAUUUUGUAUUACUCACCUAUGGACCUACUGGGCUUCACGCUAUUCCAUCGCCCCUCAAUUUAAAUUAUUAGGGAACCCUCCUGGGAGGCUCACACUGUCAGUUAAUCUAUAAUUUACCAUAAUGUCAUAAUACUUUUCCACAAUGCAAUAAUUCAAACUCAAGCAUGUCGUACUACAAUGUUUCUCACCUUAUCUUAUCAUUCAGGUCUAGCUACCUUAACCUUGGCUAACGUCUUUCAACAAUGUUUAGAUAUGAAAAUAAAUCCUUUAUAUGUCAGUUUUAUGUAAAAUUGUACAUGGUUCUCAAAUGCCUUAUACCUGUUUUUCUCUGAAAUAGGUUUUGCUUGCAUAUACUGUUGGGGCAUUCCAAGCUUUGUGUUGUCUUUUCUGCACUACAAAAAUAAAGAAUUAUAUAUAAAAAAAAAAUAAAAAAAAGGUAUCUUUGUCCAGGUUUGUUAUUUUUAUUGGAUUCCUAUAUCAUAUGGUAGAUGCCUCCCCUGGUUUAAAAUUAGGUUAUAAGAACCUCCGUUUUCCUGUUUGCCCUGCUCUAGCUGUGCUUGCGGCUUCAGGCUGGAGGAGAUGAAGAUUGCUGUAACCAUGGCUCUCUUGAGAUUGUCUAUGGGACCAUUGUGAAUGACUUGCUGCUACACAUUUAGGCUUUACCCUACGAUGCUUUAUUUUUGGUCGCAUGUUCCAGUCCUGGGUUUUUGGAUCUGUGAUUUUCCUCUUCUGGUAAUAGCUUGAUAUUGAUUUAAAGUAUCAGUGUAUGUAUGUAUGGAACAGUACUAGAGAUAGUUCAUCAAAAGAUGAAAUACUGAGAAACGUAGCAUCUUUUAAAUCCCAGGAAACCCAAACAUUGUGCAGUUUACAUUAGAGCCACUAGAGUGCAGUGUUACAAUAUCAUUCUUUAACCAUAUUUAUACUGUGUUACAGUUGUACUUUUUUUCUGUAUCAACCAUUUUAAAAUUGUUCCAUGUGGAACACACCUUUAAAAAAAAAAAAAAAAAAAGGAAAGAGUUUUGGGUCUACAUAGUGGGUGUGAUGAGACCAAAUGUGAAGUUUUUUAAAGUCUUAAAGGGAUACUCUUGGCACCAUAACAACUUAACCUCAAUGAAGGCACCAUGUUUCUUUAAUUUAAACAUUCUUGAACAGUUUAGCAUUCAAGAUGUUUCCCUAGGCGCCGAUUGGCAGCUCACCUCUAAUGGGCUAAUGGGUAAACAAUAGCUUGGGGGCAGCAGUGAUUGGCUGAGAUCAUUAGGUGACACAUUCAGUCUAUCACUGGCCACUAGUGAUGUCCCGAACAGUUCGCCAGCGAAUAGUUCCUGGCGAACAUCGCUUGUUUGCAUUCGCCACAGAUGGCGAACAUAUGCGCUGUUCGGUCCGCCCCCUAUUCGUCAUCAUUGAGUAAACGUUGACCCUGUACCUCACAGUCAACAGACACAUUCCAGCCAAUCAGCAGCAGACCCUCCUUCCCAGACCCUCCCAGACCCUCCCACCUCCUGGACAGCAUCCAUUUUACAUUCAUUGUGAAGCUGCAUUCUUAGUGAGAGGAGGGACAGUGUAGAUGCUGCUGAUUUGAUAGGGAAAUUUAUAGCUAGGCUAAUGUAUUCAGUGUCCACUACAGUCCUGAAGGACUCAUCUGAUCUCUCUGACCUCACUACCCCCCACACCCUCAGCCUCACUACCCCCCACACCAACCCCAGCCUCACUGCACCCCACACCACCCUCAGCCUCACCACCCCCAGCCUCAUUACCCCCCACACCACCCUCAGCCUCACUACCCCCCACACCACACCCAGCCUCACUACCCCACACCACCCUCAGCCUCACUACCACCCACACCACCCUCAGCAUCACCCCCACACCCUCAGCCUCACUGCCCCCACACCCUCAGCCUCACUACCCCCCACACCCUCAGCCUCACUACCCCCCACACCCUCAGCCUCACUACCCCCCACCACCCUCAGCCUCAUCCCCCCACCACCCUCAGCCUCACUCACUCACCCCCCACCACCCUCAGCCUCACUACCCCCCACCACCCUCAGCAUCACUACCCCCCCACCACACUCAGCAUCACCACCCCCAACCACCCUCAGCCUCACUACCCCCAACCACCCUCCACCUCACUACCCCCACACCACCCUCAGCAUCACCAUCCCCCACACCACCCUCUGCACCACCACCUCCAGCCUCACUACCCCCCACACCACCCUCAGCAUCACCACCCUCAGUAUCACCACCCCCAACCACCCUCAGCUUCCCCCCACCACCCUCAGCAUCACCAGCCCCCACCACCCUCAGCCUCCACCCCACCACCCUCAGUGGUAACCCGUGGCAAUGCUCUGAUUGCCCAAUUCUCGCGAGACACAUGGUCUGCAGCUAUGCUCACUGCGGAGCUGAAGACCUGUGUCUGCGAUGGUGGCUGGGCAGCCAGGAGGGGCCUCGCACCCGGCGGCAUACCGGGCAAGCCGCGGACCCCCCUCCUGGUGUCAGGUCCUCGGUCAUUGACUAAUUAGAGAGCCGCCUCUGUUUGCAGUUGUUUGCGGUGCGUUAAACGGGGAGUUUGGUCUGUCACUGUAAAGCAGGCUUAACCCUUAUACUACCUGAUCGAUACAAAAUCAUACCUGAUGUAAAGCACGUUAUUCCAAACAAUUUAGGAAUGUUAGGUGAUUUAUGCCCUUUAUGGAUUAAAACCAGACUCUGCAUCAACUAUGUAAUUUUCCAUGGGAGUUUUGCCAUGGAUCCCCCUCCAGCAUGCCACAGUCCAGGUGUUAGUCCCCUUGAAACAACUUUUCCAUCACUAUUGUGGCCAGAAAGAGUCCCUGUGGGUUUUAAAAUUCGACUGCCUAUUGAAGUCUAUGGCGGUUCAUUCGGUUUGCCCGUUCUCGAACAUUUGCGGAAGUUCGUGUUCGCCGUUCGCGAACUGAAAAUUUUGUGUUCGCGACAUCACUACAAGCCACCCACUCGUGAGUAAAUGUAUGUACGUUUCUAUCCUUAUGAUGGGUGGCAAGUGAUAGGUUAAAAGUAGCAGCUUCUGGUUCUGUGUCCGUUGUAGCGUAGGCAAGUAGUGCCGACCGCACUUAAAUCAAAGUGUUCUAAAUUAAUAUAACUUCUUACAAUGCUGGGGGUUCAGGGGCACCAGGGCACUCCGAAUAUCAUUGCUGGGGGACUCCAGGCACCAUCACAACUUAAUUGAGAUGUUUCUGUGGCAGCCACUACAGUAUUGUUCUCUGACAAAUGUAACCAUUGCCAAUACUCAGCAGUUUUUGUAAGUUUAUCAGACUAUUACACAGUGCAGUGAUAGGGUGUUUGCACCAAUACCACCAUAUUCAGAUCUAGUUUUUUUAGUAUUUAGAGUGCUCCUUUAAUGUAAGGGGGGAAAAAAAGUAGAGUUGUCUAUACAAUGUUUUUUGCAUUUAGUUGACAUAUUUGAAAAAGGUCUGUCUACAUUUUGGAAAACCAGGGGAUUCUUGACUCUAAUGGCUAAUAUGGAAAUCUGCCCAUUUUCAGUCAGAAAGAUUUAUUUUCUCUUCCUGGAGCGUAGCUUGAAGUUUUUUUUAUUAAUCAACAGCAGCAACAGGAAUGUGUACAAGGUUAAAUGUGUGUUUUGAGUCUUUUUUAGCCUAUGGUACUAUUUAUUUAUAGCAAGCACAAAAUUACUUUGGCUUGUUAUUGCAUCUGGCCAAGCAACACACCUUUAAAACGUAUUAUGUAUAUAAUAAUUUGAUUCAAAGCAGGAUUUACAAUACAUUGACCCAUAAACAUCUGACUAGUUAUGCAAAUAAUAGAUAUCUGCACAAGAAGGCCUGCUGCUUAAAGAGUUACUCCAAGCCAUCACUUCAGUGAUGUGAAGUGGUCAUGGUGCUUGCAGUCUAUGUGUGCAACAUUUUUGUCUUCCUGGUUGUAUUGGCAAUGCCAGUAGUUUAAGCCACAAAACAGAGCAAGGAAGGCUGCAGGGUGGCUUACUGGGACCCAUGGAGGACCCAGAGUGAGUGUAUUCAUGUGUGUCGUGUGAAUGUGUGUCUGUGUUUAUGGAUAUCCUAUAGACUGUUCAACCUAUCGUUCCUGUAAGUUUUCUUGUAAUUGUCCUAUGGAUUGUUAAAUCCCCCCUCAUAAUAUUGUAAAGCGCUACGGAAUCUGUUGGCGCUAUAAAAAUUGCAAUAAUAAUAAUAAUGCGUGUCAAUCUGGAUGUAUCAGUAUGUAUGUGUCUGUGUGCCAGUGUACGUGUGUUUCUGUGUGUGUCUGCAUGCAAACACUAACAUCUCACACAAACACACCGCUGCAUGUCAACACCAACAUUAAACAGAAUCACUCUCCUGCAUUCAAACACACCACUGCAUUUAAACACCAAAACUGUAUACAAAUAUUGCCUUGCAUGCAAAUCCCACCACUGCACAAAAACACACCCUUGCAUUGAAACACCAACGCUAUAAAAACACACUCUUCAUGCGAAUGCUAGCUCUACAAACACAGCUCUGCAUCCAUACAACAAUGCUACACACAAAUACAGUGGGACCUCGGUUUACGAAUUCAAUGCGUUUUCCGGGACGCUUCUUAUUGCGAAUAAUUUGUACACCGUAGGAAUGCAUUGAAAACCAAUUAAUCCGUUCUGGAGGUCAAUAAAAAGUCAAAUUGAGCUGGCAUGGAAACCAACCCACAAUGCAGAACACUCAAUAAAAGGCAUGCAAACGACGAAGCUCAGCUCACUACCUUUCCACAGCUUGAAAAACGCACCAAAAAGUCCCAAAACAACUGCAAACAAUUUCCAGAAUGGCUCCAAAACUCGAUGCAAAAGGGGCUCCAACACCUUCACACUCAACGCCACGUGCUACCCACAGGCUCCAGCAUGCAGGGGGUGGUGCUAUAAACCUCCCAGGUGCAAUGCAUCCUGGGGAAACUUGCUUUGUAUUGAGAAAAAAAAUUGUAAACCAAGGCAUUAUUUUCCAUGGAUUUUCAUUUGUAAACCAAAAAUUAUGUUAACCGAGACAUUUGUAAACCGAGGUCCCACUGUAUAACCGUGUAUUCAACCAUCAGCAUUAUACAAAUCCACAAACAUUCUCACAUAUUCCAUACAAAAAAAGACAUUAAUUGAAAGGCAGUGAACAAAAAUACAACCCUUCAAGGGUGGACAUACAGCAGAUAAACAGCUGGCAAAGCAUUGUGAGAGUUGUUUGCAUCAGGGUUCUCUCUUUGUUCUACCACUGAGCAUGCAUGGUAUGCCAGGUAUCAGACUGCCAGGAGAACUUUGGUGGAUCUAAGGUACAUUUUUCCCUUUUUUUUUUUUCUUGUCCUUUUGGUGAGGACCAAAAACUGUUGUUGUUUUUUUUAAUUAAAUCACUGUUCUUGUUGUGAGUAUUCCAUUAAGUAGCAACUACCCCAUGAUUGUUUUUGUCCACAAUUCUUAGCCUCAUAAGUAAAAAGUUCUAGAAAACGUUUGUCAGCAAUACCAAGCAGAAUUAAGGAAGGAAAGAUGAUUCCUGUGCUCUGGAUUGAAGGGAAUGAGGGACUGGGAUUUAAAACACUGUGUAAGAGAAAAAGAGAAAGGUCAGGAACUGAAAACAUAUAGAGGAAAGAAGGGGAUCCAAGAGAAUGAACCCUCGUCAGGAGGGGAGAGGAGGGCUGGAGUUAAAAAACAUCAGGAUGGAUUAAUGUCAGACGGUAUUUGUUUUAUUAUUUAUUACAUAAUAUUUGAAUGGGAUAAAGAUUCUAUGUGUCAGGAACAGAAGUGUUAUGAGAAGCUAAGAAUAGUUUGUUUGUUUUUUACAAUUUUUACAACCAAUUACAGACUAAGCUAACAUUACAGUACCUACGAUCUUAAUUUUUAUCAUGGCAGGAGGCAAGCAUUUUGCUUUUCUCUCUUUACUGUACUCCAAACAGCAGCUCAGAUCAAACAUAGAAUAUCCAAUUUAAAACCAUAGUAGGUCAUAUAAGAUCAUGCCUACAUUAGCACCUCCUCUUUCUUUAAUGCAUAAAAACAAUUGUAAGGAAAGAUAACAUAAACAGAAGCAGUCAAAAUAACCAAGACAAUGGUAUAAUGGGACUGCCUGGUAGUUCCCGACUUUACAAAAUAAUUGGUUCCGAAGCCUAGUACAUUAAGGGAGAGUUCAUAAAGUGAGAACUAAUUUCCCAUAGACCGCAAUGUAAUAAACAUGGGAUUAAGGAGAGAGGGCAGGUAACUUUUUUCCUUUGGUUUUUACUAUAUGCAUUAGCUGAUGUGUGCUGUGGUCAUUGCUGCCACCCAGGAGUGAUGGGAGUGAGCGCAGGACUUUUCUUUUUGUAUUUGUAUUCACUUUUUGUAUCACACAGCCUUGUUACAAUGCUGCCGCCCAUCCCAUGUGUUCCCUAUUAAGGGUUAAUAAGUAUAUAGGGGUGUAUAUAAAAAAUACCCCUUUCUGUCUCAUUAGAGAUAUCUUUGCCAGAAGCUCAAGGAAGCAAGGUGAAAGGUCUGUGUAGGACCCGUCUAGGGGGGUCUGCCUUGACGUUGGCAGGCGGGCAUUCCCUCCAGUGGCCAUUGGAGUAACUAAAUUACCUCCAUUUGUUUAACUAUACAUAGGGAUUAAGGAGAGAGCGCAGGUAACUUUUUUCUUUGACAGUUUGCACUUGUUGAAUGUAGCACUGCACUUGUUUCUGGUUUGUUUGAGACGCUCCAUGUGUCUCAUUCCCCUUCCCAGUGUCUCAUUACACCCUCCCAGCCCCUCCAGGUGUCUCAUUCCCCCUUCUAGUGUAUCACUACCCCCUCCCAGUGUCUAAUUUCCCUUCCCAGUCCCUCCACAUCGGCUCCAUAAGGUAGGGAGCAAUAAAGAAAAGUAUGUGUGUGUCUGUCAGCAAGUAUGUGUGUGUCUGUCAGUGUGUGUGUCUGUCUGUCAGCAAGUAUGUGUGUGUCUGUAUGUGUGUGUCUGUCAGUGAGUAUGUGUGUCUGUUUGUGAGUAUGUGUGAGUGUGUCUGUAUGUGUGUGUGUCUGUCAGUGAGUGUGUGUAUGUCUGUCUGUGAGUGUGUGUGUGUCUGUCAGUAAGUUUGUAUGUGUGUCUGUGUGUAUCUGUCAGUGUGUCUGUAUGUGUCUGUCUGUCUGUGAGUAUGUGUGUGUGUGUGUCUGUCUGUGAGUAUGUGUGUGUGUGUGUGUCUGUUAGUGAGUAUGUAUGUGUGUGUCAGUCAGUGUGUGUGUCAGUGUGUGUGUCUGUCUGUCAGUGAGUAUGUGUGUGUAUGUGCGGCUUACAUAAACUUAAACCUUGUUUAUGUGGCCCGUGCCACACUUUGAAUUUGACAUGCUUGCACAAGAAUAUCUCUAGCAAUGCCGAUUGAGAAACUUACCUUCCUGAUUCCAGAUUUCAAUGUAAAACUAUGGCAAAGACAUGGUAUUACAUCCUUAUAUCAACUAGUUCACGAAGGCAAACUUGAAGAGUACACACAACUACAAACACAAUAUUGCUUAUCAAACAUCGCCAGAUUUUCAUAUAAAAGAUAAAAUCAUGGUUUUACAAAACCAUACAACCAUGCAAUACAUCGGUACAUAGGUCAACAGCUGAUGGACAAGGAAAAAAUAAGCCUGAAAUUAAACCCCCCCUAAGAAAUUCAUCUCACUCUUAUACUUAGCCGCACAUAACUGCCCAAUUAGCGACUACAACCCGUACAUACAUAAAUGGAAAAAAGAUUUAAAAGUGGAAUUUACCACUUCCAAAAGAGAGCAAUACUCAAGGCUCACAAGCAUCUCACCCUAUGCAGCUCCCACAUGGAGCUCUCCAGAAAAAUACUGUACAGGUGGUAUAUGGUCCCCACCAGACUAAAAUAUCUUGACCCUCUCAGAUCAGACACGUGCUGGUGAUGCUGGGAGCAAACAGGCUCAAUGGUUCAUGUCUGGAUGUCGUGCCCACGUUUAGCCCAGUACUGGGCGGAUAUUGCCAAGAUGAUCUGCGCAAGUACCAGAGUAGGUUUACCAAACACACCAGAAACCUUUCUAUUGCUAGUAUUCCCUGGAAAAAACUCCAAAUAUCAACUAUGUCUAAUAUACCAUAUAAUAAUAGCAGCACUGACCAUAAUUAGCCGACACUGGUUACAAACCACCCCCCUAAACCACUCCCCCAGGAAUGUAUAGAUUAAAUAAAUAUAACAAAACACUAUGAAAUCAUGACAUGAAAGGCACUACCAUCCUCUAAAUUUUGGGUGGAAGCAUGGGAGAGAUGGGACCAAUGCACAGAAUCAAACAAUACCUAACGUUCAAACUGCAAAGCCAACCUCCAUGUCAAUUGAUGCCAAACUUCAGAGGACCGACUCCAACAGCUUUGUUCAUCCCACCCAACACAAAUGUACAAGGUAAUUCUUUGGAAGACAAAGAUGAACUUAGUAUAUGUUACACAAUGUUUUCAAUAGCAACCUGGUACCAACCAACUAACCAGAUAAACAAACCAGGCCCCAGACAAAGGCCUAGUACCCUAGAUCGAAUACUCUUUGCUCCAUAUCCAGAUGAAAUGCAAACUUCAUGUUCGUUCAUGUUUGUACAGAGCUAG